CGUCACUGCUCGAAGUGUGAUAGCUUUUCUCUAGCUGGGUUAUCCAGUCUGCAUUCAAGAUGCCGCUCCAUCUCCUGGGCAAGAAAUCAUGGAACGUCUACAAUCCGGAGAACAUUGCCCGCGUGCGGCGCGACGAGGCCCAAGCCAAAGCGCGCGAGGAAGAACAAGAACGACUUAUGCAAGAGGUUGAUGCUGAACGACGAAUCCAAGUCCUCCGCGGUGAAAGGCCCUCAACUCCUCCACCUCCGCCCCGAUCUCCGUCACCCAUCUCCCGACCGGAAAAAAAGAGCCACACAGAUGAUCUAGGACGGAGCAGGAAACGAAGACGCUUGGCUGGAGAGAACGACACCGACCGCGACAUCAGGAUUGCACGGGAAGACGCGCAGUAUGCACUUGCGAAGCGAGAGGAAUUGGCUUCGUCGCGCACGAGCGAUGCGCCCCUUGAAGACAGUGCCGGUCAUAUUAAUCUAUUUCCGUCAAAUGAGUCGAAGCGGCCUGUCGAGAAAAACGCAGAGGCUCAAAAAGAAUCAGCCGAUAAGCAGAGGAGCUACGAAGACCAGUACACAAUGCGAUUUUCCAACGCAGCGGGUUUUCGUCAAUCAGUUGGUCAGAAGCCCUGGUAUUCCUCUUCCGGUACUGAGGCUAUGGCGCCUGAUUCUGUCUCUGGGAAGAACGUUUGGGGCAACGAGGAUCCAAUGAGAAAAGAAAGGGAAAAAUCUCGCAUGGAUGCCAAUGAUCCUCUAGCGGCCAUGAAAAAGGGUGUGCGUCACUUGAAAUCCGUCGAACAAGAAAGAAGAAAGUGGAACGAAGAACGAAGCCGGGAAUUGGAGGCCUUGAAAGCAGCAGAGAGAGACCGCCCACGGCACCGGAGGAGGAGAUCGCGGUCAGAAGACAGCCUAGAAGGGUUCAAGCUGGAUGCAUCUCCGGAAAGACAUCGCGAGGACAAGGAUCGAAAAUCGCAUCGGCACCACCGGCAUGGUCGAGACAGGAGUAGAGAUCGAUCACAUAGGAGCAGACAUCACUCCGAUUCCCGCUCUCAUCGUCAUGGUCGCGAUCACCACCGCAGCCGCGACGAAUCUCGACGACAUCGCGACAAAGUUUGAACCAAAGCGCAAGCAACGAGGUAUGACUAAAUGACCCUAAAAGGAACAUUUCGUUGUAGUGAUUAUUACUUAGAUACCCGUGUAGAAUUUUGAUACCCGUAAAAUGCACCGAGCCAUCAGGGCUACUUCACAUUCAACGGCCAUUUCAUUUCUAUUCAUGAUAUAUCCCUUUUAUUUGUACCCGAACCAAAAACAAAACCAUCUGAGUCUUAAACUUUUCUAAUCUAGGACAUAACUCAUUGCAAGCUCCAUUGUUGAGAUCCCUUCUCGACACCCUGUGCAUCCCAAUCGAUGGUGAUAUCCAGCAAUCGCGAUUUCUCUUCUUUCUUCUGGUAUCCAAUUUUCCCGGUGAUGGUUUGUCCCUUCUUCAAGGGAGUCGCACGCUUCUUUCCAUGGUCAAUGAGACAAACACCCUGUUGCCAAUGGGUUUCAGUUCCAUGAGGCCCCGUGGUGAAGGCGACAAUGCCCUUCUUCUGCAUUUCCGACGGAAUAACAUU
Aspergillus steynii IBT 23096 is the source of this 1600-nucleotide messenger RNA. RefSeq lists its product as uncharacterized. NCBI's taxonomy places the organism in Eukaryota, Fungi, Ascomycota, Eurotiomycetes, Eurotiales, Aspergillaceae. The record is from RefSeq and is a predicted model, not a curated record. Bases 60 to 1103 code for a protein of 347 amino acids. The transcript is spliced from 2 exons.